Messenger RNA from Clupea harengus (Atlantic herring), 2281 nucleotides. RefSeq names its product polymerase (DNA directed), lambda (gene poll). The record is from RefSeq and is a predicted model, not a curated record. Gene Ontology annotation, cellular component: nucleus. Lineage: Eukaryota; Metazoa; Chordata; Actinopteri; Clupeiformes; Clupeidae. Gene Ontology annotation, biological process: double-strand break repair via nonhomologous end joining. Gene Ontology annotation, molecular function: DNA binding; DNA-directed DNA polymerase activity.
AUGAGCUAUCAAGUUAGCUUGUCUGAUGAGGUUCCAAGUGUGACCCGGAAGUAUUUCGUUCAAACUGAAAUAGGCAAACAGGAUUUUGUUUUGGUCGUGGGUCAGUUUUGGGUAUGUCUCAGCGGAAUGGAGGCCCACGGUAUUUUAAAAGCUUUUCCAAAAGUGAAGCGAUCAAAGGUCGCCGAGACCAAGGACGCACCUCCACGCAAGAAGACGUCGGACGAAAAUGUAACAGGCACUGUGUUCCAAGAUGUCUCAGUACACAUCCUUCCAUCUGGCAUCGGGAAAGCCAGAUGUGAGAUCUUCCAGAGACAGAUCACCCAGAAUGGGGGAAAGAUUGAGGAUGCAUUAGGCCCCAGUGUCACCCAUGUCAUAGUGGAGGACACCAUGGACUGUGAGCGGGCCUUGAGGCUGCUGAAAGUAGACACCUUGCCUUCCUUAGUGAAGCUGGUGAAGUGUUCUUGGCUUAGCGCAUGCAUCUCUGAAAAACGGUUACUGGACACUACAGCCCACGGUCUCCUUCUCCCAGACAGGAACAUACCAGUCAGUAAAGACAAGACAAAAGAAGAGACAAGUGAAAUUAAACCUAUCAAAGGCGGAGUGACUCAAAAGUGUGAUUUCCAAUCAGUGCACAAAAACCCGGCCGAAACGAUGGCGCAAACACAGACCCAGGAGGGCAAAGACAACUACAGGGAUGAGGACGGUGUGUCCCAGAGUGACCUGGAGGCACUGAUCAGUGGGCACCACCCUACAGAGGGUCCCUCGAGCCCAGCUACCGCCGCCACCACCACCACCACUGCUGCCACACAGCAGCCAAGCCUGCCUGGGAAGUGGGUUUGCGCCCAGUCGUCCGUGAGCAAGGGGAACAACCACAACAAGCACCUGACAGACAAGCUGGAGCCUCUGGCCAAAGCCUACACACACAAGGGGGACAGGUGGCGGGCCUUGGGUUACUCCAAAGCCGUCAACGCCCUGAAGAGUUACCACAAGCCAGUCACGUCUUAUGAGGAGGCAUGUCAGAUCCCAGGCAUCGGCCACCGAAUGGCCGACAAGAUCAUGGAGAUCAUGGAGAGCGGGCACCUCCGCAAGCUGGAUCACAUGGGGGAGGACGUGCCUGUGCUGGAGCUCUUCUCAAACAUCUGGGGAGUGGGAGCCAAAACUGCACAUCUGUGGUACCAGUUGGGGUUUCGCACCUUGGAAGAUAUCCGCACCAAAGCAACUUUAAAUCACACGCAGCAAAUUGGACUGAAACACUACGACGACUUUCUGGAUCGAAUGCCACGAGACGAAGCAUCUGCCAUCGAGAAGACCGUGAGGGAUGCCGCUCACGCUGUAGACCCAGGCCUGGAGGUGGUGGCCUGUGGCUCCUACCGUCGAGGGAAGGCCACGUGCGGUGACGUGGACGUCCUCAUCACUCACCCGGACGGACAGUCCCACAAGGGCGUCUUCAGCCAACUGCUGCACAUCCUGCACCAGAGCUGCUUUCUUACGGACGACCUGGUGAGUAACGAGGACAAUGGCGAGCAGAAGAAGUACAUGGGCGUGUGCCGGCUACCUGGCUCCGGCUGGCGCCACCGCCGCCUGGACGUGAUCGUGGUGCCCUACGCCGAGUUUGCCUGCGCCGCACUCUAUUUCACCGGCUCGGCCCACUUCAACCGCUCCAUGAGGGCCCUGGCCAAGACCAAGCGCAUGAGCCUAUCCGAGCACUCGCUGAACUGCAACGUGGUGCGGCACGGCACUGCCAAGGUGGGCUCAGGCACUCCGCUACCCACGCUCGGCGAGAAGGAUGUCUUCAUCCACCUGGGUGUUCCAUACAGGGAACCCCAUGAGAGGGACUGGUGACGUGUUUUGGGUUAAGGGAUUUUCCAGACUUUUCCAGACUUCAAUGGAGAUAUAUAAGGUGUAAGGAGAUUCUUCCUGUAGUUAUGUCAGUUGUUAUUUAAUACAAAUACAUCUAUAAAAAUGAAGGAAGGCUGAGGACCUUGAAAGAAAUGGAGACUGAGAAGAGUGCAUAGCAUAACAUAAUAAUAAUAAAAUAAAUCAUGUUUUUUUUUUUUUUUUUUUUUUCAUAAUUCAUGUGCAGGAGAAUGUGUGUUGGUAAGUUUUAACACUGUUCAGAAGAUGAAUGUAGAAGAAGAGCCAUGCUUUCAAUGUGCUGUUUUUAAGAGAAUGAAGUUAAUAUCUAUCUAUUUGAAAAAACUGUAUUCCUGUCUUGAAUUGAGUGUAACAUAGUUGGCUUCUAAUGUAUGUUCUAAAAUACAAGUGAAAAAUAGCUGAUUUA